GGACUUUGCAGGUGUUUUCUUGAAUGCAGACAAAUAUCUCUCUGUCAGAUCAAAGCUCUUUAGCUCUCACAAGUAUUGGUUUACCCCAAGAGCAGUUGAGGCUAAACAAUCUAAGAAAACCUACCUGAAUCCCAGAGCAAUUGAAUCUAUCUUCUUUUCAUUUCCUCCCCUCCUUCAAGUACAAGAUGACAUCCACAACCCAUGAUGGGUUCAAUCUCAAUGUUGUGGAGAAACUCAUGUCCAAUGGACAUAAUCAUCUUCAUGUUCAGGAUAAGUAUGUCUUUCCUCCGGGUGAACGUCCUGAUAUGUCCCAGGUCUGUACUUCAUAUGCAGUUCCAGUCAUAGACCUCAAAGAUUUGGAUGGGCCUCAUAGAGUAAAGGUAAUCAAUGACAUUAGGAGGGCAUGCGAGGAGGAUGGCUUCUUCCAGAUCAUGAACCAUGGAGUGCCAGAAACUGUGAUGAAAAGCAUGAUGGACAUUGCCAAAGAGUUUUUUGAAAUGCCUGUGGAAGAUAGGGUUUCUCUCUAUUCAGAGGACCCAAAGCAGGCUGUCAGGGUUUCCACAAGCUUCAAUGUCACCAAAGAUAAAUUCUUUGACUGGAGGGAUUAUCUAAGACACCCAUGUCAUCCACAGGAGGAAUUUAUCAAUUCAUGGCCUCAAAAGCCUGCACUUUACAGAGAGGUUGCAGGGAAGUAUGCCAAGGAGAUAAGAGCACUGGUUCUAAGGCUUCUGGCUGCGAUUUCUGAAGCUCUGGGACAAGAUUCUGAUUAUUUGAAUGAAAUCUUUGGAAAGCAUACCCAGGUACUGCACAUAAAUUACUAUCCUGCAUGCCCAAAUCCAGAUCUUACCUUUGGCGUAGCACCUCAUUCAGAUCCACGUGGCAUUACUGUUCUGAUGCAAGGAGAUCUGAGUGGCCUGCAAGUGCUGAAAGAUGGGAAAUGGGUUGCAGUAGAACCAAUACCCAAUGCCUUUGUGGUCAAUUUGGCUGAUCAACUUCAGGUUAUAAGCAAUGGAAGAUUCAAAAGCGCCGAGCACAGGGCUGUAACCAAUACAAGCACUGCACGUAUAUCUAUUCCCACCUUCUAUGGGCCUUCAUUUGAUGCCUUCAUUGCUCCUGCAGCAUCCAUGGUGAUUGAGGAGCAUCCAGCCUUGUACAGAGGAUAUAAAUUUGAAGAAUACAUGGCAGCAUUCUGGAGCCAAGGUUUGAAGGGCAAGAGCAUUUUGGAUCGCUUCAAGAUCCAAGUCAGUCCAUGAUUGAAAAAAGUAGUUUAUAACUGCUGUUGUUGGAACAUACAUAUGCUGGUAUGGAAAGUAUAAACUCUGUUGUAUAGCAAUGCUUUAUCUGGGAAAUAAGGUGGAAGAGAUCAACCUAUCCCUCUACGUUUACAUAUGAGAGGGGGUAAGAACAGCUUCUAUUUGAUAGUUUUAAAAUAAUUUUUCCAAGUUAAUUA
Cryptomeria japonica (Japanese cedar) is the source of this 1450-nucleotide messenger RNA. RefSeq names its product protein DMR6-LIKE OXYGENASE 1. The transcript is spliced from 4 exons. Bases 186 to 1253 code for a protein of 355 amino acids. NCBI's taxonomy places the organism in Eukaryota, Viridiplantae, Streptophyta, Pinopsida, Cupressales, Cupressaceae. The record is from RefSeq and is a predicted model, not a curated record.